This is a messenger RNA of Monoraphidium neglectum, 672 nucleotides long. RefSeq lists its product as hypothetical. The transcript has 9 exons. The record is from RefSeq and is a predicted model, not a curated record. Bases 1 to 672 code for a protein of 223 amino acids. Lineage: Eukaryota; Viridiplantae; Chlorophyta; Chlorophyceae; Sphaeropleales; Selenastraceae.
AUGUUCCCCUCUGUUGAGGAGGCGGGCGUGACCCACGCGUUUGACUUUGUGCAGUUCCUGGUCAACGAGCGCAAGGCCAACCCCCGCACCCAGUUCAACGUGCUGGCCGCAUGCGUGCACGUUGUGCGUUUCCUGUACCACGGGGAGUCCAAGGUGGACCGGGCCAACCCGAAGGCCGUGCCCUACAGUGACCUGCCGGUGAUGGCGGCCCUCAAGCAGCUGGUGUCAAAGGCGCACAAAGCCGUCAAAAAGGCACGUGGAGCUCGUGCUGCAGCCCCCCUGGUUGCUGACGAGCGCCUCAAGUGGCUGGAGUGGGACGAGUUCCUCGGCCUAGUCAGGGAGCUGCAUGGGGAGUGCGCGGACCGCCAGCGCACCCUGCGUGAGCUGCAGCUGGGCCGCACGCUGGUAAAGGAGGACGGCAGGUGGCUGAUCCGCCACACAGCGGCCGACUACAAGACGGGGAAGCUGUACGGGCAGCGCCCCCCUUUGGUCAUUGCGUCCUUCCUCUACCCAGAGCUGGAGGCCUACAUAAAUGAGUUCAGGGCUGAGCUGAACCCCAGCCACGACUUCCUCUUCACGCGCGUCCUGGGGGGAGGGCCCCUCACUGACAAGGCGCUCUACGACAUGUUCGAGACCGAACUUGCCUGGUCGCUUGUGUUCGGAGUGCUGUAA